Suncus etruscus (white-toothed pygmy shrew) is the source of this 2662-nucleotide messenger RNA. It is a transcript of the gene PEG10, whose product is annotated as paternally expressed 10. Gene Ontology annotation, cellular component: cytosol. Gene Ontology annotation, molecular function: zinc ion binding; nucleic acid binding. Lineage: Eukaryota; Metazoa; Chordata; Mammalia; Eulipotyphla; Soricidae. The record is from RefSeq and is a predicted model, not a curated record.
GCCCACGCCUGGCACAGGUGUGAGCCCCCCAAGCCGUCUGUCCGUCCGUCCCUCUGUCCCUCCGUCCUUCUGUCCUCGCAGAGGAGUCCUCGCGUGGUGAGUAUGCGAAACAAAAAGCUUUUGAAAACAAAGCGAAGGAGGGGAGGAAGAGGAAGCCAGGAUCCAGGCCUCCACAGGAGCGACCAUACACGCGGGAGGUCUCCUCCUGCCAGAGCCGUCAACCUGGGGCCGGAUUGCCCACCUCCUCCUCCUCCACCGCCCCCAAACGACCAGAACAAGCCCUCCUCCUCCUGCAAUUCCUCAUCCUCAUCUUCCUCAUCAUCAUCCUCCUCACAAGGUGGGCAACGGGCCCAAUAUUCCCAUCUGGACUGUAGACAAGACAAUCUCUCUGAGGAAAUCAACAACCUAAGAGAAAAGGUCAUGAAGCAGUCUGAGGAGAACAACAACCUGCAGAAUCAGGUGCAGAAGCUCACAGAGGAGAACUCCUCCCUUCGAGAGCAGGUAGAGCCCCCUCCUGAGGAAGAAGAGGAGGAUGACAUCGAGCUCUGUGGUGCUGCAGCUGCUGCUGCCCCACCAACUCCCCUCGAGGAAGAGUGUCCAGAUGACCUUCCAGAGAAGUUUGAUGGCAACCCAGACAUGCUGGUUCCUUUUAUGUCCCAGUGCCAGCUAUUCAUGGAAAAAAGCACCAGAGAUUUCUCAGUUGACAGGGUUCGUGUCUGCUUCGUUACCAGCAUGAUGACUGGCCGCGCUGCCCGCUGGGCCUCUGCAAAGCUGGAGCGGUCCCACUACCUGAUGCAUAAUUACCCAGCCUUCAUGACCGAAAUGAAGCAUGUCUUUGAAGACCCUCAGAGACGAGAGGCUGCCAAACGCAAGAUCAGACGACUGCGUCAAGGCAUGGGGUCAGUCGUCGAUUAUUCCAAUGCUUUCCAGAUGAUUGCACAGGACCUGGAUUGGAAUGAACCUGCUCUGAUUGACCAGUACCACGAGGGCCUCAGUGACCAGAUUCAAGCAGAGCUCUCUCAGCUGGAAGUUGCCAAGUCACUGUCUGCGCUCAUCGGCCAGUGCAUCCACAUUGAGAGAAGGCUAGCCAGAGCUGCUGCAACUCGUAAGCCACGCUCCCCACCCCAAGCACUGGUGUUGCCUCAUGCCUCAAGCCAGCAGCAGAUUGAUCCAACUGAGCCUGUGGGAGGUGCCCGCAUGCGGCUGACCCAGGAAGAAAAAGAAAGACGCCGAAAGCUGAACCUUUGCCUCUACUGUGGGAAUGGAGGUCACUAUGCCGACAAUUGUCCUGCCAAGGCUUCAAAGGCUUCACGCGGGAAACUCCCCGGCCCCGCUGUAGAGGGACCUUCAGCGACCGGGCCAGAAAUAAUAAGGUCCCCACAAGAUGAUGUCUCAUCUCCGCAUUUGCAAGUUAUGCUCCAGAUUCAUCUUCCUGGCAGACACACGCUGUUUGUCCGAGCCAUGAUUGAUUCUGGUGCUUCUGGCAACUUCAUCGAUCAUGAAUACGUUGCCCAAAAUGGAAUUCCUCUAAGAGUCAAGGACUGGCCAAUACUCGUUGAAGCAAUUGAUGGUCGUCCAAUAGCAUCAGGCCCAGUUGUCCACGAAACACAUGACCUGAUAGUUGACCUGGGAGACCACCGUGAAGUGCUGUCAUUCGAUGUGACACAGUCUCCCUUCUUUCCUGUUGUCCUCGGAGUGCGUUGGCUGAGCACACAUGAUCCUAACAUCACAUGGAGCAGCCGCUCAAUUAUCUUCGAUUCUGAUUACUGCCGAUACCAUUGUCGGAUGUAUUCGCCGAUACCACCACCAUUCCCAGCACAACCUUCAUUUUAUUACCCAUUCGAUGGAUACAGAGUUUACCAGCCAAUGAGGUACUACUAUGUACAGAAUGUGUACACUCCAGUAGAUGAACACAUCUACCCAGAUCACCGCCUGAUUGACCCCACCAUAGAAAUGAUACCUGGAGCACACAGCAUUCCCAGUGGGCACGUGUACUCACUGUCGGAAUCUGAAAUGGCAGCACUUCGAGAUUUUGUGGCCAGAAAUGUGAAAGAUGGGCUGAUUACUCCAACAAUUGCACCUAAUGGAGCCCAAGUUCUCCAGGUAAAGAGAGGGUGGAAACUACAAGUUUCUUACGAUUGCCGAGCUCCCAACAACUUCACGAUCCAGAAUCAGUAUCCACGACUCUCUAUUCCAAAUUUAGAUGACCAAGCUCACCUUGCAACAUAUGCUGAAUAUGUACCUCAAAUACCUGGAUUCCACUCGUACCCUGCUUAUGCCACAUACCCGACCUACCCAGUAGGAUUCGCCUGGUACCCUGUGGGACGAGAUGGACAUGGCCGAUCACUCUAUGUUCCCGUGAUGAUCACUUGGAAUCCUCAUUGGUACCGCCAGCCUCCUGUACCCCAGUAUCCACCUCCACAGCCACCGCCGCCACCGCCACCACCUCCUCCGCCACCGUCCUACAGCACCAUGUAAACUUAUUUCAUGUUUUUCAGGAUCUCUACCCUCAAAAUUGAUUCCUGUGCAGCUACCCCAUCAGUGACUACAAAACUAACUGGUUUCUGUGUCUUUAGGCCAACCUCAGGCAUGUCCUAAGAUGUCGGUCACAGAAGGCCAGGACCACUCUACACUGGUACACAUCCUAAAAAGACCAAAAGUU